GCGGUCAGGUUGAAGUAUGUUGUUAAACUUCGGUCGUUCGAGGCAGUGCAAGUAACGUUAAUGCUUAUUCUUGUUCAACUGCGGCAUUGAUCGCGCUGUUUUACAUUUUACUUUACGGCAAACACUUUAACACAUGCCGUUCACAUUGUGACAGUUUCUUCUGAAUGUGACAAAGGCUGAUUGUACAGAAAUCUCAUCCAUCAUGGGAAACACCAGCGAUCGUGUGUCUGGCGAUCGGCAUGGAGCGAAAACGCAGCGCUCAGACAGCGGAGGCCACAAAGACCUGGAGCCCAGCAAAAUGAUGGACAGCACGGACGACCCCAAUAUUUUCAACACACAUGGACCAGAAUCUAAAGCCGUGGGUGAGAAAGACUUUGCUCCAGAUUUAGAUGACAUGGUGAAGACGGGUCCGCAGGCUCGACCCACAGUGAUCCGCUGGGCCGGAGGAGGGAAAGAGGUUUACAUCACCGGCUCCUUCAACAACUGGAGCAGCAAGAUCCCGAUGAAUAAAAGCCAUAAUGAUUUUGUAGCCAUCUUGGACCUGCCUGAGGGUGAACAUCAGUACAAAUUCUUUGUUGACGGCCAGUGGCUUCAUGACCCCGCUGAGCCGGUUGUCACCAGUCAGAUGGGCACCAUUAACAAUCUGAUCCACGUGAAGAAAUCAGAUUUUGAGGUGUUUGACGCGUUGCAGGUGGACUCUCUCGAGUGCUCUGAUACGUCAGAUCUGUCCAGCUCUCCACCUGGGCCGUACGGACAGGAAGUGUACGUGUUCAAACCGGAGGAACGCUUCAAAGCGCCACCCAUCCUGCCGCCUCACCUCCUACAAGUCAUACUCAACAAAGACACCAACAUAUCGUGUGAUCCUGCCCUGCUGCCAGAACCCAACCAUGUGAUGCUCAAUCAUCUGUACGCGCUCUCGAUAAAGGAUGGUGUGAUGGUUCUCAGCGCAACUCAUCGCUAUAAGAAGAAAUAUGUGACGUCUCUUCUGUACAAGCCUAUUUAAUCAGCUGUGGAUGAAACAUGAUCUACAGUCCGCAUCCACUAUAGUCCAGUUUGCACUAUAAACCCAUGACAAAUACAGUGGAUCUGUCAGCUUAAGACUUCAGCAGUACUCUUUGUGUGUGUGUGUGUGUGUGUGUGUGUGUGUGUGUGUGUCCUCUCAUCAUACAUUCAAUACAAGGAUUUCUAAAGUUCCUGUUUGCCAUCUUAGGUGCAGCAUUUUGCGAUUACAGUCUUGAAGGCCAGAAUUUAAUCUGCCCGACACAGUUUAUAGAUUGCUGUUGAUCAGGAUUCAUAUAUUUGAAACCUGCAGACAGAAGGAGUUCAUGAAUACAAAUGAGUGCAAGUUCAUUUUGUUUCACACCACAAAUGAACAAUUGAAUGUAAUGAUUCAUUCUAAGAUUUUUUAGUUUAUAGUCUCAUAACUCAUUUUGUAAACCGAAGUAAAGACAUGUUUAUGCGUCUGUUUUCAGAACGAAAGGAAGUUUCAGCUAAACAAAGCAGCGUUUAGUAUUUGCGGUUAGGAUGAACUGAUGGAUGUGCUUUAAACAGAGUUGCGUUAUGAUUUCAAAAGAAGAAAACUGUAAGGAAGGACUGAACAGAUUAAAACACAUUUCCAACAGCAUCACAGAAUGGCGCAAAUACGUUUUGAAUUGUGUGUUUUGCCGAGUUUUACUGCAUGUGGUUUGAUGCUGUCAGACGAGCACUUUAGCUGUGUUUCCCUGUGGCAGACAAACACGUUUUAUUUAUUUUAUCAAGCAUGAAUGUAUUUUUUACAUCUGUUACAAAUAUUCAUUUUAUGCUAAAUGGUAUAUUGGUUAAACUUAUGCGGACCCCUAACCCUAACUGGCUCCAGUUCUGUUCCAGUGGUGUUCAGGUCUGGUCUUUCUGGCUGGAGUCAGUAAACGGUCUCUUUCUGCUCAUGAAUCCUCCACAAGCUCCCAAAACAAAGCUGGGAGAACAGAACGGUCUGUUAUUGUGCGUGUAUCGUGAAGAAUCAAUUUUCAGUAGAAUUACUGGAAUAGACAGACCUGUACACCAAGAAUGGGGCGUCCACAUACGUAUGGCCGUAAUAUUUAUAACGUUUGUAUUAAUUUCAUUGUAGUGUGAAAUGGUUGCUUUUCUAGUCAUCAAUAUUAAAUGCUGAAACAGAAA
This is a messenger RNA of Labeo rohita (rohu), 2154 nucleotides long. It is a transcript of the gene prkab2, whose product is annotated as protein kinase, AMP-activated, beta 2 non-catalytic subunit. NCBI's taxonomy places the organism in Eukaryota, Metazoa, Chordata, Actinopteri, Cypriniformes, Cyprinidae. Gene Ontology annotation, cellular component: nucleotide-activated protein kinase complex; cytoplasm; nucleus. The transcript is spliced from 8 exons. Gene Ontology annotation, biological process: signal transduction. The record is from RefSeq and is a predicted model, not a curated record. Gene Ontology annotation, molecular function: protein kinase binding. The coding region runs from base 203 to 1003 and encodes 266 amino acids.